Molecule: messenger RNA, 2910 nt
Organism: Girardinichthys multiradiatus
Lineage: Eukaryota; Metazoa; Chordata; Actinopteri; Cyprinodontiformes; Goodeidae
Gene: ush1c
Product: Usher syndrome 1C
Exons: 25
Coding region: 94-2910 (938 amino acids)
Biological process (GO): inner ear morphogenesis; sensory perception of sound; retinal cone cell development
Cellular component (GO): cilium; photoreceptor inner segment; plasma membrane
Molecular function (GO): protein binding
Source: RefSeq, a predicted model, not a curated record
CUAACUUGACGCACUGACCAGAGUCAGUCCUGUAAAACUUCACCGACAUCAGCGCUUCUCUGGUCGGUGUGUUCUCUCUGCCUCUUCUUAGCAAUGGAGCGGAAAGUUGCUCGGGAUUUUCGGCAUAAGGUGGAGCUGCUGAUUGAAAAUGAGGCAGAGAAGGAUUACCUUUACGAUGUUCUCCGGAUGUAUCACCAGUCAAUGAAUUUGCCGGUACUGGUGGGAGACCUGAAGCUGGUUAUCAACGAACCAAAACGGCUUCCUCUGUUUGAUACUAUCCGACCUCUGAUCCCACUUAAACAUCAAGUCGAGUAUGACCAGCUCACGCCCAAGAGGUCACGGAAACUUAAAGAGGUGCGCUUGGAUCGAUCACACCGUGAUGGACUGGGGCUCAGUGUUCGAGGAGGACUAGAGUUUGGCUCUGGACUCUACAUUUCGCAGAUUGUCAAAGAUGGACAAGCUUACAAUGUUGGCCUUCAGGUGGGUGACGAGAUCGUGCGAAUCAAUGGAUACUCCAUCUCCUCCUGCAUCCACGAGGAAGUCAUCAGCCUCAUCAAGACGAAAAAGAUUGUGUCACUCAAAGUUCGCCACGUGGGAAUGAUCCCAGUCAAAAGCUCAUCCAAUGAACCCCUCAAGUGGCAGUUUGUGGACCAGUUUGUGUCUGAAUCAGGGGAGAAGAGAAGCAGUGUGGCCGGCUUGGCGUCUAUUGGUGGGAAGGAGAUCAAGGAGAAGAAGGUUUUCCUCAGUCUUGUGGGUACUAAGGGUAUGGGCAUCAGCAUCUCCAGUGGUCCAACCCAGAAACCUGGUAUUUACAUCAGUAACGUCAAGCCAGGCUCCCUCUCCGCAGAAGUUGGACUUGAGGUUGGAGACCAGAUUGUGGAGGUGAACGGAGAGGAUUUCACCACUGUGGACCACAAAGAGGCUGUGAAAGUCCUGAAGAGCAGCAGGAGUCUGACUAUUACAGUUUUGACAGGAACUGGAAAGGAGCUGUUUAUGACAGAUGAGGAGCGCCUUGGAGCUGAGGCCCGCCGGGAGCUGGAGAGGCAGGAGCUGAUGCAUCAGAAGAAGGUUGCAAUGGAGACCAACAAAAUCAUUAAAGAGCAGCAGGAGAAGGAGAGACAGAGGAAGAUGGAGAUCUCCCAGAAAUUAGCAGAGGAGGAGGAGCGCUAUAAGAGCGAGAUGGAAAAGAUUGAAGCUGCAGAAAAGAAACACAACAGAGAAUGGGAGGAGGACUGGGGAUCUGAAGACAGACCAAAGAGUCCCCGUUCUCCAAAGAACUCUCCACAUGUCCCACCUGAGAUGAAAACCACCCAAACAUUUGGCUGGUUUUAUCGAUAUGAGGGGAAGCUGCCUUCACUGCGCAAGAAGAAGAAGAAAAAGAAAGUGUCCAACACAGACACACUGCAGGAGCAGAGAAAGAACAAGAAGGAGAUGGAGUUUGAGUUGAAACUUGCCAAAGAAAAAGAAGGAAUGCAAGAACGAGAGAAGCAACUAAAGAUCAAUCGGCUGGUUCAGGAGGUUUCAGAGACUGAAAGGGAAGACCUGGAUGAGUCUGAAAAAGUGCAGCACUGGGUGGAGCGUCUGUGUCAGACCCGGCUGGAGCAGAUCUCUUGUGUGGAGAAUGAGUCCCCAGAGCUCUCCCCACCAUAUUCUCCUGCCUCUGAGCCAAGGGUGAAGCAUUUCCCUGGGGGUUUCAACUUGGCAACCACUGAUCUUGAUGACAUAGACCUAGAUAAGGUGGAUCAGAGCCUGAGGGGACCUCUUAAAAAACUAGUCCCGAUUCAGCCCACCACAAACAAGCCUCCACCUCCCUUGCCUCGCCCCCCACCUUCGCCCAAACUGAACCCAACAAUCCCUAGCUACUCCCCCCCUUUACCUCGAGUAUCUCCACAGCGCCGGGCUCCUUCUUCACCCAGUGGUAGGAAGCCUCCAUCUUCUCCAUCAACUUUGACAAACAGGGGGCGCAGGCCUCAUUCUCAGCCUACACAACCACGUCACCCACCUUCCUUUAACUACCCUUCUCAGUCACAGACGUCCAGGCCGCCAUCGUCCCCUCAGCCCACGCCCCACCCACAUCCUCCACCUCCCCCUCCUCCGCCUCCACCACCUCCCCCCCCUCCCCCUCCUCCCCCACAGCACUUUGAAGAAAGUGGUUACCGUCACUACCACAACCACCACCUCCAACAACCUUCCAGCCCUCCUAAACACAGGAGCGAGUGGGAAACGGGUGGUUACCUCCCCAGAGGCGGGAUUUAUUCAUCCAGCACCAGUGAAAUUUCCCACCCUUCAAGUCCAAAGGUGAUGAGAAACACCUCCCAUGUCAGUCAUAUUUCCAGUUCAAGCAGUCAGCUGCAGCUGGCUCCUAGUCCCCCUAACCAGAGGCGUCAGAUGGCCCCCGUCAUGUCAAAGCCCGUCAUGCUGCCGCAGUCGCAGGCUGGCCGACCAGAUCCCCACAGACCUGCUGUCCGUUCUGAUGGCCUGCCUCCAGAAAUGCUAAAACGGAUGGUGCCUUUCAACUCGUCUUUCAAAUCAAGCAACAAACAAGGAUUUCAGAAAUAUGAGGAUGACUUUGAUCCUUACUCCAUGUUUUCCUCAGACCAGAUAGACGGCCGAGAUGUGAGAUUGCUGAGAAUCAAAAAGGCUGGACAACUUGACGUGGCUCUGGAAGGUGGAGCUGACUCUCCUCUUGGAAAGUUGGUGGUAUCUUCUGUUUAUGAAGGUGGUGCAGCCGAUAAGCACGGAGGGGUUGUUCCUGGUGAUGAACUUAUGGCUGUUAAUGGGAAGAUCCUGAUUGAUGCCACUUUGGCCGAGGGACAAAACUCUCUGGGUCGGGCCUGGAAUAAUGGAGGGGAUUGGAUCGAUGUUGUGAUUGCUGUGUCCCCUCCAAAAGAUUAUGAAGAUGAAGUGUAA